GGGGGCCCGCGGGCCCACGGCCGCCGCCCCCCGCCCUCCCCAGACGGUCUCGGGAUGCUGGUUUGAAAUCGCGGACGUGACUGGGAGGAGCCUGGCCGCCUCGGAUUUCCGCGCUGGGCCGCGCAGGGAGCCGGGGCGGCCAUGGCGGAGCCCACCGUGUGCUCCUUCCUCACCAAGGUGCUGUGCGCCCACGGGGGCCGCAUGUUCCUGCAGGACCUGCGCGCCCACGUGGAGCUCUCGGAGGCCCGGCUCGGCGACGUGCUGCGCCAGGCCGGGCCCGACCGCUUCCUGCUGCAGGAGGUGGCGGUGCAGGAGGGCCCCUGGGACGCCGAGGCCGAGGUGGCGGCGGGCGCGGGCGGCGGCGGCGGCCCCUCGGCCUGCAGGGUGGUGGCCGUGUCCUCCGCGCGCCUCUGCGCCCGCUACCAGCGCGGCGAGUGCCAGGCCUGCGACCAGCUGCACUUCUGCCGCCGCCACAUGCAGGGCAAGUGCCCGAACCGCGACUGCUGGUCUACCUGUACCCUUUCCCAUGAUAUCCACACACCUGUCAACAUCCAAGUCCUGAAAAACCAUGGGCUUUUUGGCCUCAAUGAGGCCCAGCUUCGGAUUCUGCUUUUACAGAACGACCCCUGCCUUUUACCAGAGGUCUGUCUGUGCUACAACAAAGGUGAAGCCCUGUAUGGCUACUGCAUCCUCAAGGACAAAUGCAACAAGUUUCACGUGUGCAAGUCCUUUGUCAGGGGAGAGUGCAGGCUUCAGAAAUGCAAACGGUCCCACCAACUCAUCAACGCGGCAUCCCUGAAGCUGCUGGAGGACCAAGGACUGAAUGUGUCCAGUGUCGUUAAUUUCCAGAUCAUCUCUACCUACAGGCACGAGAAGCUGCACAAGAUGCUUGAAAAUAAAGAUAAUUCAGCGUCUUCUGUUGAGCACUCACCGGGCCUUGAGAAGCAAGGAAGACCGGUUCCUGGGGCUGCAGAAGCCCGUCCCCUGGCUUCUGCCCCUGCCCAGUCGGCCAAGAAGCCAUGUGCAGGGAAACCGUGAAGGACGUCGCUGAAGUAAGCAGCAGCUCAAGAAGCUCGUCCAGUUGGAAGGUCUGGAAACAAAGCUUCCGUUUGAGCUUUAUUUGCAGCUGUUCAUUCAUUUAAUUAUUUCUUUAAAAUACCUACCUCACUGGGUGUCGUGAGAAUGAAAGAAGAAGGAAACAAGACGUUGUUAGAUUUGGAGGAUAAGGUCGGAGAUGAGGUUGGACCUUGAGCAGGCAAAGAGAGGGUAAACCUGAGUGCAGAUGGGGUCCGUGCUGGGCCAGGCCUGGGAUGGCAGCUUCGGCCUGCAGUUCCUGAGAGCUUUCCCGGGCCGGCUGGCAGAGCUCGUGUUGCCCGAGGAUGCAACCACAGGCAGGUUUCGCUGACUUGCUCUGUGACCCGGCCACGUGUUUGCCUGCAUGCCCAUAUAUACAGUUUGAGUACGUCACCUUCAUAAGCAUCUUCUCAUAUUUGUUCACAUUUAUCACGCAUCAUCGUUUUUGUGCACAGAUACAUUCGUAUAUCAUAGUUUUCUUAACUGCUUCCCUUAUCCUGGGAAAUUUUGAUUCUUUCUAACAAAUUUUGGAAUAUAACUCUUUUCUUAAAAUCCACACAAUAUUGAAUUUUUAAAGUUAGUCUUUUGCUUAGCUUAUAGUUGCAAAAUGAUACUGUCUUUUGAUUUGCAUUUCUUUAGGUUUAUGUGCAAGUGGAUAUUUUUAUGUGUCUGCUUCCUGUAGGUCUUUGUUUUGUGCAUUUUGCACAUGCCCUUUAAUUACGGGGGCCUGUAAUUACCUCUUUUGUGCCAGUGUGGGAUGGCCUGUAGUUAGGCUCCUUAAUUUUUAUGAAAGGCUGUCAGCCACACUGUGCUCAUAUAAUAUUCACCUCUUGUGGUUGCAUCCUCGGGCAACACAGAGAAUAUAACUUUUGGGUGCUCGCCAGAGAUUCCUACCUCACUUCUGCUCUGCCCUUAUGAACCUUUGUCCAAAGCCCAGUUGCUAUGGUUUGAAGGAUGUGUAGUUCAUCCAUUCCUCAAAAUUGUAUUCAUUCUUUUAUGGAUCAGGAUGGACCAUCAGAGAUCUAUAUACCUCGCCCACUUCAUGUUCACUUCCCCCUCCCUCUCCUCUCUUCCCCCACCCAGAUGUCUUCAUCCAGUGAUGCUUAGAUGUUUGGUUCUUUGUUUCCAUCAAAGGGUACCACAGAGAAGCACUUUAUGGAACCCUUCCCUGUGUUUGCUGUCGUCAUAGCCCCACAUGUCUGUGUGGAGUGUUUUUAGAAAUACUUAACUGUCCUGCAAUAGCAUGACAUUUGAGAAAUAGGGGCAAGGUAGUGAGUUUUUCAUAAGGCUAACUUUAUUUAAUUUAGAAAUAUUUUUGUUGUGAAGUUCUGUCUUUUGCAUUGGGGGUGGUAUUCAAAAAAAUGUCUUUUGUAAAGGGAGAAAUUGCUGUGUUUUCUCCUAAUGGACAGUAAAAGUCAUGCAACUUUUGUUAAACUUUUCAGUUUGGUUUUCAACAAUGGUGUUUCUGAAGCCUUCACAGCUUGCAUAUCUUGUUUCUUCCUCCUAGAUCUGAUUUCUCCUGGUGCUAAUUUUUAAAAAUAUAUUUUUACGUCUUUAUUAUUAUCAUUAUUUACAUUAUAUCACUGUACUACAUAUAUUUUUGUUGUAAGCCAUCGUCAGUCCUUAAUGGAAACAGUGUAGUAUGUAAAUGCUUAUCCUUUAUAUUAAGAGACUUGGUACACUUUUAUAUUAUCGUGUUUCUUUCAUAUAUCUUUUAAUUAUGUGCUUAUAUAUGAGGUUAUUGACCCUUUGUAAUCUUUGUUGCAAUAUUUUAUUCAAUUCUAUAGUAUUUCAUUUUAAUUUUAGUUCUUUGGUAUUCAUUCUGUAGAAAUACUUUAUGUAAUUGUACCUGACGAUCAGCUGUUGCAGAGUUAGACUCAGAGAUAAGUUUUCUUUGGCAAUUUAUUGGGCCUUAUGAGAUGAAGCUAUACAUCUCUAGACUCCACAAAUUCAACAGAUCCUAAAUUGAAGGAUUACGUUUUCUCCAAGCUGUUCUUUCCCCUUCCCCUUUUCUUUUUAAUUUUGGAGUUUUUACCAUCUAAUGAGUUAAGCCCCCAAAACUGCAAAGUGCCCCAAUACUCUUCUCUCUCCUUGUUCCCAGUGUCAAAUUGGUUACCUAAUGUUGGAGAUUAUUUUCCCCUCAAAAAUCUCUCAAAUUUUUAUCCUUCUCUGUGCCUUUCUUCACAUUCCCUAUACACUGCCUUGUUUAAAACCCUCGUCACCUCUUACAGAACUCAGCGGUUUUCAAGUUAUGUCUUGCGAGUGUCUUGUGGGAGGUGCUAGGUUACGCUCCUUCAAUGGUGGUUGCCCCAUUUUAAUUGUUAAUGUAAUAGACUUUUGUGGAUUUCAUUGAUCUCCUUACCACCCUUCUCUCCCUCUGCCUUCCCUUCUGCUGCCUGGUUGAUCUUUUGAAAUCCAGUCCUAAUCAUACUGCUUUUUCCUGCCGUUACCUUUAUUGGUCCCCAUUAUUGGUCCCCAUCACGUAGGGACGAGUCAUAAACUCAGACAGCUACAGGGACCAGAAAGGUGAGUUAAUGGAUGCAAUGAGCUGGAUAAGAGGAAGCGGGUAAAGAGGAAGUGCUGUGGCAAAUUGUCCCGUUGAAAAGGGGCCACUGCCUCUCGUUUUCAUGUGGGAACUUGGUCCAGUUUGUCAGAUUGUCCAUUUUGACAAAAGAAGCCAGAAAGCCAGAUUUUCUGAUCUUUAAAUAUUAAGUUUUUAAAAUGCAGGCUGAUAUUGUGUGUACUGACCUACUUGUGGUUUUGGAAGGGGCUGUUUGAUCCUGUGCCUCUGCGUUUGUAAGUUCCCUCCCUCUCGGUGUCACCCUUCCCUUCACCUGCCUGAAAACCUGGUAAAAUUAGAUUCUUUAACCCUUUGCGGUCGUAUUAAAUUUGGACAUGGGUGUCGUACUGGUCGAAAUUAAUUUCCAUUGAAAGAGCAGUGAUACAUAACAUGCAAGAUUGUGAAGGAUAAACAAGAUUUAUUAAUUCUUUUUUGGAACUACGUCACUACUAGUAGAAUCACUACAAACGUUGUCACUUUCUACGUCAGAGUCAGUAUUCAAGGUGCCAAAAUAAAACUCUUCAUCGUUACUUUCAGAUUUGCAGUACACUUCUUUCGGUAACUUUCUUUUUGCCAUUUUGGAGUAUUAUUUUGAAAUAUCUUAACAAGCGAGAAUGUCUAAUUACAGUUAAACGUAAUUUGUAAAGCUUUAUUUGAAAUUCUGCGAAGUAGCUCUGAAGCUUGUCGAUUUCUUCACUCUCAAAAGGCGACUGACUCGCCACGGUGUUUUGCAUGGCGAGUGUGGAACGACCGCAUUUGUUUAUAUUGAGUUUCGAUAUCUCCGAUGUGUGGGGGCAGUGUUUUGGUUCGUGACAAGGUCGCUUAGACACUUAAGAGCUUUCAGAGAAAUUAUGAACUGAUACAUGAAUGAAUAGAGUUAAGAUUCGUACGGUUCCUUGCUGUGGUGGCUGAGAGCAGACAUACGACCGGAACGGUAAAAAAGCUUUGGUGGCUGAGAGUAGACAAACGACCGCAAAGGGUUAAAUGCUGGGUUAACCUUUCCUGACCCCAAGAGAGUUCUCAGCUCUCUUGCAUAGCACUUACUUCCUUACAUUGCAGUGCCUUGUGCUUUUAUUCCCUAGCUUUGAGCAAAAACAUUAUUUAUUCUUCUUGGCAAUUCUAACACUUGGUAGUUAGAUAUUUUUGCCAUAUAACGAGUUAAACUCUGCAUUUGAAUCAAUUGAAUCAGCAUUAUAUUGGUCUUCAUUGUUCUUUUUUCUUCCCACAUAUAUAUUUUUAAUUUUCAAAAAAAUCUUUUUCUCCCUAAGGAAUGUGUUACAUAAGGUGUAAAGAUCUUUUUAAUGCUUCAAUUUGAAUUGUCUAGGUCUAAAAUGAACACUUUAAGAAAAUAUUUGUCUUUUAGUGAAUUGCCUUUGUGCUAACAGCAUUUAGUUUUUUUCUAAAAUCAUAGCUGCAAAAAUAUUUGUCUUAUGUAUCUAUUUUCUGUUAAAUAAAAUUGUGAUAAAAAGAUAUUUUUUGAUAUUUCUUCAUUAAAUAUUAAGUUAAUUAUUAGUUUUAAACAAAUAUUAUCUACUUAAAGGAAAUAACAGCUAUUGUUUGUUAGAAACUUUUAGUAGGAAUUGGUAUCUUUUAAUAUAAUCAUAUAUUUUUAUCAUUUAAGUCACCCAAUAUUAUAUUAAUGGCUUUCACUAUAUUAAAACAUCCUUAAAUUCUGAGUAAACUCUACUUGAUUAUGG
Myotis daubentonii (Daubenton's bat) is the source of this 5331-nucleotide messenger RNA. It is a transcript of the gene ZC3HAV1L, whose product is annotated as ZC3HAV1 like. NCBI's taxonomy places the organism in Eukaryota, Metazoa, Chordata, Mammalia, Chiroptera, Vespertilionidae. Gene Ontology annotation, molecular function: metal ion binding. The record is from RefSeq and is a predicted model, not a curated record.